GUGAAACAAGCCACUCAAUUUGCCUAGAUAAAAGUCCAAGCGAAAUGCUGCUUGAUUCUGAUAGUUCAACACACCAAUCUUGUACUCCUCAAGAAUAACUAUUGGAAUCGUGUAAUCAAAACACCUCUUCCUGGAAUCUGUUUUCCCUGCGUGUAAAUGCCUCUGCUUUCAGGGAGGCUUAUGACUUAACUGGGAUACUUGAGGAGUCAAUUGCAAAGCCAGAGUGCCCACUGGCCUUAUUGAGCUCAUGUUUCUUGUCCUGGCUGAGGUUCCAAGAACAUGAGCUGGCUAAAUUAGCAAGCAAACAUGAUCACUGACAAAUUAUUUUCUCUCGAUCUUUGUUGUCAACAACGUAUUACUUUAAGGCAGCAUUUUUGUUCCUUACGGAAGCUUAGAACGGGGUUAGUAUCCCCUGACAGCACAAUUCUCUGGCAAUGGAGGAAAGUGCCUAUCUCAAGAUGCCAUCAGAAGAUACUGAGUCACCUUGGUCCUGGAUUCCACUGAUGAAGGAUCCUGGUUGGAUCCGGAAUGUCUGGACACGUAACCUGAAUGCACAAACCAUGAAUUACGUUGGGCAGUUAGCGGGCCAGGUUUUUGUGACCGUGAAAGAACUCUAUAAAGGAUUAAAUCCUGCCACGUUGUCUGGGUGUAUUGACAUCAUUGUUGUCCGCCAGCCUGAUGGAAAUCUUCACUGUUCCCCUUUUCAUGUACGCUUUGGAAAGAUGGGAGUUUUGCGUUCAAAGGAAAAAGUGGUGGACAUAGAAAUUAAUGGAGAAGCCAUAGAUUUGCACAUGAAAUUAGGGGACAAUGGAGAAGCCUUUUUUGUUGAGGAAACAUGUAAUGACAAGGAUACAAUUCCGUACCACCUGGCUACAUCUCCCAUUCUAUCUGAUGGAGCAGCUCUCAUGGAAUCGCAGUUGAAAAGAAAUUCCAUCGACCGAAUGCGAAAUGUGGAUUUAUCCAGCCCUACCCAAGCCGCGGACUCUGCUUCUCCAACCACAUUGGAACCCACUUCUUCAGGCAGCUCUGUGAAGAAACGAAGAAAGAGGAGGAGGAAAUCCACCCACAGGAUAGACAUUACAAGAAGAGAUAGCAAUAUAGAUACCACGGAAGAAGAAAACAUGUUUUCUAUAGAACUGAGUUCAGAUGAAGAAAAUGAGCUGCUAGAUAAUGCAAGAACAUCUGUCCCUGACUUGAACAGAGAUGAACUUCCGGAUAUAAAUUCUUCUUCAAUCAGUGUACUUCCUCACCACCACUCAGAUGGAGAAUGGUCUCCCAUCCAAAGUAAACCUAUAGCUUGCACAGGGAAGUCCUCUCAUUUUACCGCUCCAGCAGAGGGAGCGCUAUCUAGUUCUUGUCCGCAGCCGUCUUCUCAGUAUCCUGCUUCAGACAGUCGGCAAAGUUCACGGCCUCCUACUCCUAAAAGUGACUCUGAAUUAGUCAGCAAACCGUUGGAAAGAGGUAUUCAGAACAACAAUCCUCAGAUGCAUUGGGACUGGGGAGAACUACCUCAAGCCACAAAGUCUACUGUUCUUCUCAGACCAAAAGAACCCAGCACAGUGAAUGUGAAUUCUUCUGAAAACACUCACUUUCGAGUGAUUCAGAGCAACACUUCGGAGGAAUUUAGUAGCUUGUCUCCCUUACCGGUCCUUGGAGAGCCGGAUGCUGUGACUCUGGAAGACGCAGAAUUGCGGGUGGUGGCAGCUGAGAUAAAUGAGCCAGAUAUAGACACUUUAGGGGCAGCUGCACCUCCACUCCCUGUCAAUGAGGAAAUAAAGCAGACUGCAACUUGCUCUGUGCAGCCAGCGAGCAAAACAGAUUCUCCCUCCAAGAAAAAAGAUAAGCGGAGUCGACAUCUUGGGGCGGAUGGAGUAUAUUUAGAUGACCUCACAGACAUGGAUCCAGAGGUUGCUGCACUGUACUUCCCUAAAAACGAUGAUCAUAUUGCCCAUCUCAAGAAUGCAAGUGAAAACGAACCUCGUUCAGCAAAUCAGUCUCCUCAAUCAGUUGGAAGUUCCGGAGCAGAUAGCGGAACGGAGAGCACCUCUGACGGGAUCCGAGACUUGCCGUCCAUUGCCAUUUCACUCUGCGGGGGUCUUAGUGACAACAAAGAAAUUUCGAAAGAAACGUUUUUAGCCCAAGAAGUGUCCUAUCAGCAGUUUGUGGAAAAUCCUGCCAUCAUUGAUGAUCCCAACCUUGUGGUGAAGAUUGGAACCAAAUACUACAACUGGACGACAGCAGCUCCUCUACUGCUGGCAAUGCAGGCGUUCCAGAAACCUUUGCCAAAGUAUUCUUGUUUGAAUUUCUUCAAUGUAGUUCUGGAUACCAUUAGGUUUUGCUUUGAUAAGAUAUGUGGUCAGCAGACAGCCACUGUGGAUUCUAUAAUGAGGGAUAAGAUGCCCAAAAAAGGUGGAAGAUGGUGGUUUUCAUGGCGAGGGAGGAAUAGCUCUAUCAAGGAGGAAGCAAAACCGGUUCCAGGUCUGAGUGGGCAAGAAGCUGUGGAUAUUGCAGACAGAAUCAAAGAUGAGUCAUCUUCAAGCGAUGAAGACCUCAGAGCUGCAAAACAACCCAGUGGAUCAUUAUCCUCAAGCUUUGGUCAUCUCUCGCUAUUGCCUGGAGUCGGUUAUAAAAAGACUCUUCGGCUCACUUCAGAACAGCUUAAAAGUCUAAAUCUUAAGAACGGUCCCAAUGAUGUGAUUUUUAGCGUCACAACGCAAUACCAAGGAACAUGUCGCUGUGAAGGCACCAUCUACUUGUGGGACUGGGACGACAAGGUCGUUAUUUCUGACAUCGAUGGCACAAUCACUAGGUCAGAUACUUUAGGCCAUAUUUUGCCCACCCUUGGCAAAGACUGGACACAUCAAGGCAUUGCCAAAUUGUACCAUAAAGUCAGCCAAAAUGGAUAUAAGUUCCUGUACUGCUCAGCUCGUGCUAUAGGGAUGGCAGAUAUGACCCGAGGAUAUUUACACUGGGUCAAUGAACGAGGAACUGUGCUACCUCAAGGCCCUGUGUUACUGAGUCCCAGCAGUUUGUUCUCAGCUUUCCACAGAGAGGUGAUUGAGAAGAAGCCAGAGAAGUUUAAAGUUCAGUGUCUAACAGACAUCAAAAACCUGUUUCAACCCAACUCAGAACCUUUUUAUGCUGCUUUUGGCAACAGACCUGCUGACGUGUACUCAUACAAGCAAGUGGGGGUCUCACUCAACAGAAUAUUCACUGUGAAUCCUAAAGGAGAGCUAAUUCAAGAACACGCAAAGACCAACAUUUCAUCAUAUGCAAGACUCUGUGAAGUGGUAGAUCAUGUAUUUCCUCUGCUGAAAAGAAGCCAUUCUUCUGACUUCCCAUGUUCGGAUACUUACAGUCAGUUCACAUACUGGAGGGAACCACUGCCCCCUUUUGAAAAUCAGGAUAUUCAUUCUAAUGCACCAUAACUGCUUCUGGCUUUUCCUGUCAACAGUUUGAAGGAUCAACUGUUUUACACUUAAACGAUACUGCUGGAAUUUGCCACAAUAGUUCACCUGGAGUUUGGGAUGUAGUGAACAUUUUGUAAUGUCAGUUCAGAAAAUUAUUUUUUGUGCUUGAAAGUAAUAUUUCUGAAAGUUGCACUCCUAGCUGUUCUCCAGCUUCAUGCUCAAGAUGCACCAUAUAGUCUUAUUGUGGAAGGACGUCUCUGAGUGCCAGGGUACCGGGCUUCUCAAAAGCAAAAUCCUUUGUGGUCUUUAGUUUUUCCAUUUCAUGCCAGUCAUCACCAAGGCCUUUAUGAUGUUAUUAUUCAGGGUGGAGAAGGGCAAAAUAAUAUUAGACUCUGAGCUGAACUGCGUUUUUAUAAGACAACUGCUGCCCGCCCCAACCCAAGAUAAAUAUUUGAUCAACCAAAAUGAUCAAAUCUAUUGAACUCAAGUCCAUUGGUAUGUAGUCUUCAUAUGUUUGACAUUUACGUGGUACAGUAAGAGUCACUUAAAAGCUGUCCUAGUUCACAUUGGAUGAGUCUGAGGCAUACUCCUUAGCAUCCCCCAGAUCAAUAUGGUGCAGAACUGCCAAACUGCUGUCUAGACUCACAGGAUAUAUAUUUUUUAACUGUUGAUGUUAUUCCUGAACAAAAUAGUGAUAUAUCUAUUUAUGUAUCUGAUACACGUGUGCCAUUGGCUCAUCUGAAUCUUGGGCCCUUUCCCCACUCACCUUUGUCCGAGGGUUGCUGCGCGCAAUUCCCAGCGUGCGCAAUUCCUGGUGUGCGCCCCGGC
Messenger RNA from Sphaerodactylus townsendi, 4238 nucleotides. It is a transcript of the gene LPIN1, whose product is annotated as lipin 1. Lineage: Eukaryota; Metazoa; Chordata; Lepidosauria; Squamata; Sphaerodactylidae. Gene Ontology annotation, cellular component: nucleus; mitochondrial outer membrane. Gene Ontology annotation, molecular function: phosphatidate phosphatase activity; transcription coactivator activity. Bases 435 to 3428 code for a protein of 997 amino acids. Gene Ontology annotation, biological process: cellular response to insulin stimulus; positive regulation of transcription by RNA polymerase II; triglyceride biosynthetic process. The record is from RefSeq and is a predicted model, not a curated record. The transcript has 23 exons.